AUGGCUGAUCAUAAAAUCAGUUGUCCUCAGCCUUACACACCACCAUCCUACAUCAUGGAUUUCCCUCUCAAAAGACAAACCGAGGCUCAAGACGAGGCCCACAUCAACAUUGAGUACAUCUUGUACCGGUAUGGCAGUGGCGACCCCGACGCAAGGCGGUGUGAACAGCCCAAAGGAUGUUCCAUCACAAUCAACACACGUAAGACUACCUUUGAAGAAUUCAAAUCGGUUGUCAUCAGUCGCAUCGGCCAGGAGCAUUCCCACUUCCACAAGCGGAUCCAUGCGGACUUGGCAUCCUCACAACCUCAGCUUCACUGGUCCCUCAAGAUCGAAAACAACGAGGCCAGCUUAUUUCGCAAGUACACUGCAAUGCCGACCACCGAUCCGGCCUUAUUCAAGCAGUGGGCUUGGGGCCUCAGGAUCACAACCAGAGGCAAGGGGACGGUCAUGGUUGGCCAGGACCGUCCAUCACAGGAACCGGCACUUGUGCAUAACCUUGCUGCCUCUAUGGAUCAAAUUGACAGCCCGAUCAGACCCAAUCUAGAGAACCGACCUACCAUCAAAGAACCCCAGCGGACCGGCACCUGGCCCAACCCACCGGUGCCUAUUAAUGAUUUCUUUGACUACUGUCACAUCUCUCCUGCGGUGAUCGAUGCCUGCUUAGGCCAUGUCCUCAUUGAACAGCACAUUGACCGAUAUGAGCUGUUUGAGUCGGCAAUAGUUCUCAGCCAACUGCAAAACCCCAGAUAUGCAAUUCCAUCCGGGCUCAUUGCCAUUCUCAGCUUAAAUGUACCUGCAUACCGGAAAUACUUGGACGAGCAGACAUAUUAG
Molecule: messenger RNA, 831 nt
Organism: Puccinia graminis f. sp. tritici CRL 75-36-700-3
Lineage: Eukaryota; Fungi; Basidiomycota; Pucciniomycetes; Pucciniales; Pucciniaceae
Exons: 2
Coding region: 1-831 (276 amino acids)
Source: RefSeq, a predicted model, not a curated record